Molecule: messenger RNA, 1607 nt
Organism: Lingula anatina
Lineage: Eukaryota; Metazoa; Brachiopoda; Lingulata; Lingulida; Lingulidae
Product: adenylate cyclase type 9-like
Biological process (GO): adenylate cyclase-activating G protein-coupled receptor signaling pathway; intracellular signal transduction; cyclic nucleotide biosynthetic process
Cellular component (GO): plasma membrane
Molecular function (GO): adenylate cyclase activity
Source: RefSeq, a predicted model, not a curated record
GCCCAUGGAUGCGAAUAUAAUCUCGGAGUCCUGACUUAAAUAGCUGUACAUCAUUUCUGCAUCAGAUGCCGGUAUAUUCAAGGUGUGUUAUCAAAGGUCUAGGUGCAUUGGAAAUAAUGUCCUCCUGUAAAACGCUACAAAGUUGAACGAACAUUAGGAAAAUACAAACAAAAUGGCUGCCAGUGAAGAUAAGGACAAUAACGGGAUGGGGGCCCGCUAUGAUUCUGGCACAGAAGAGGUUAAAUUUGAUGUUGAAUCACCAGCUCGGAAUAGAUAUAAGGGAACCCUCCUAAGUGAGAGACGUCGUAGUCGUUUUCCAGUACUCUUCGAGCGAGCAUCCCAUUCUUGGUGGAAUCCACGUUUUGACUCAGAAGUUCUGGAGGAGCAGGUUGCAAAAAGCUCGUUUCCACAAACUCGCAUUCGGUUCCAGUAUGCCUGCUUCUACAUCAUUGCAUCUUGCGCUGCCUGGAGUAUCUUCUUUGCAGCUAGAGCUGAAGCAAACUGGGUUCCUUUUGUAGUGGGAACAUUAUCACUACUCCUAAUAACUGUGCUGGUUUUGAUCUUCAGCUAUACCAGGUAUUAUCAGCGUUUUUGCCUGCCAGUGUCUAUAUUUAUGUCUCUCCUGCUGGUGGCACUGACUCUGGCCAAAUUUCAGAACCCCCAGAAUGAAACGAAUAUGUCCGAUGUAGGAUCUUUCGCGGGGGUCAUUGAAAUCUUACUGAUGAUGUACACGGUGAUCCCAAUGCCCUUGUUUGUGUGUGUCAUCAUUGGAGUUUUGUUUUCCAUCUUGUACGAAGUUCUGCUCAAGAUUGUCACUGGUGACGAUGAGGAACUGGAUUCAGCUGCGCUGAUUGUUGGGAAAGUUCUGCUUCAUUUUUGUAUCCACAUCAUUGGACUUCACAUCUUUAUCAUGUCUCAGGUGAGAAAGCGAAGCACUUUUUGGAAAGUAGGCCAAUCCAUCAUGGCGAAGCGAGACCUCGAGAUUGAAAAGCAGUUGAAGGAAAAGAUGAUCAACUCCUUAAUGCCAGAGACAAUUGCCAAGGAGGUGGUGCAGUCGAGAGUGGAUGGUAACUCUGAUUUUCAGCGGAUAAUCUUUCGUCCAUUCACUAUGCACCAGAUGAAGUCUGUCAGCAUCCUCUUUGCGGACAUAGUGGGUUUUACCAAAAUGAGCUCCAACAAAACUGCUGAGAAACUGGUGUCUUUGCUGAAUAAUCUCUUUGGGCGCUUUGAUAAAAUCUGCUUCAAGACAGGAUGCGAGAAGAUUUGCACUCUUGGCGAUUGCUACUACUGUGUGUCCGGAUGCCCAACGCCGCGUCCUGACCAUGCGAAGUGCUGCAUAGAGAUGGGCUUGGGGAUGAUCAAAGCCAUAAAAGAAUUCGACGAGGAACACAACGAGGAAGUGAACAUGCGUGUUGGCGUGCACACAGGCAAAGUUUUGUGUGGAGUUGUUGGGACGAGCCGCUUCAAAUUUGACGUCAUGUCAAAUGACGUGGACCUGGCCAAUGUCAUGGAGUCGACAGGGGAGCCUGGCAGAGUUCAUAUCUCCGCUGAGACAUUGGAAUAUCUCAAGGACCUGUAUGAGGUGACAGAGGGCAAGGAAGAGAAAG